Mytilus californianus (California mussel) is the source of this 5134-nucleotide messenger RNA. RefSeq names its product protein Wnt-1-like. Bases 469 to 1632 code for a protein of 387 amino acids. Gene Ontology annotation, cellular component: extracellular region. The transcript has 6 exons. Gene Ontology annotation, molecular function: frizzled binding; cytokine activity. The record is from RefSeq and is a predicted model, not a curated record. Gene Ontology annotation, biological process: canonical Wnt signaling pathway; neuron differentiation; cell fate commitment. NCBI's taxonomy places the organism in Eukaryota, Metazoa, Mollusca, Bivalvia, Mytilida, Mytilidae.
UAAAUUGAUGGGUUUCUUCUCAAUCUGUAGUUAAUAACUGAUAAUUUAUUUUUAUUACAUAUUGAUAGUAUUCGUUAGUCAUUCCAAAUGAAAGCAUGUAGGGAAUUUAUUCAGUUCACCAAAGUACACGUUCGGAUUAUCCUGAAACACCUCGUCAUUCAGAACCAAUUGUAACACCUGUUAGCGCUAUUUUUAAUUUAUUAUGGAGUAAUCAACAAGUUGCGUCAGCGACAAAACAGUGUCUACAGAUAUUUCCGGAAAAAAGACCGUUAUGGGUUUUUGCUUUAGUUAACAUGCGUAUAUUUUUUUCCGUUUUAACUUAAAUGACUGGAAUAUUUCAUAGUUAACAAGAAACAGAGAAGAAUGGAAAAGAAAAACACGAGAAAUCAAAUCAUGGAAACAAUAUUAUAAUAAAAUAAUUAUGGACAGAGAAAAAUUCAAACUCUAUAAAAUUAUUUAGCGAUUUUCAUGCAUACAAUGCAAUUGACGUUACUGUUACUAGUUUUAUUCAUAAUUCCACUUAAAGGACAAGGGAAGAAGUCCAAAUUAAAGGGAACCAGAUGGUGGUCACUUGCAAACAUUGGCCAACCAUCAAACGAUUUGCAUUCAAACACUCAACUUUACAACAGCCCUAGUCUUCUACCUCUAACUAAACGACAGAGGCGACUUGUAUCUAAAAACCCAGGAACAAUAUUGGCGCUUAUGAAUGGAGCCCGAAUGGCCAUCGAAGAAUGUAAAUAUCAGUUCCGAAACCGCCGCUGGAACUGUCCGACACAUGAUGACAGCCAUGGUGGACCUAUCUUUGGAAAGAUUUUGCAAAAAGGUUGUAGAGAAACUUCUUUCAUCUAUGCAAUUACAACAGCUGCAGUGACACAUUCAAUUGCACGAGCAUGCGCUGACGGUAGCAUUCUCACGUGCAAUUGUGACUACAGUAUGAGGGAACCACCAGCAAAAGCGGACUGGGAUUGGGGCGGUUGCAGUGACAACGCUAAAUUUGGACAUAAAUUUUCUAGAAAAUUUGUGGAUGUUCUAGAAAAAGGAAAAGACUUUAGAUACAUGCUAAAUCUACAUAACAAUGAGGCAGGAAGAGUUCAUGUAUCAAAAGUUAUGAAGAGAGAAUGUAAAUGCCAUGGUAUGUCAGGAAGUUGUACAAUAAAAACCUGUUGGAUGAGGCUACCUACAUUUAGGAAUGUGGGUGAUAAAUUGAAAGAUAGAUUUGAUGGUGCUACAAAGGUCGUUUCUGGUAAUGACGGAAGACGUUUGCCAAAAGAUAAUAAUGGAAGUGUACGACGGAAAAAGAAGAAAGGGAAAGGAAAACUUAGAAAAAAUAAGUUUCGUUUCGAGCCUGUAAACUUUAAUCACAAGCCUCCUGGUCGGAGGGAUCUUGUUUAUUUUGAAGACUCUCCUACGUUCUGUGAUAAAGACACAUCAAUAGAUUUCGAAGGGACUAAAGGGAGAGAAUGCAAUGCCACAUCCAUAGGAAUUGAAGGUUGUGACCUCAUGUGUUGUGGGCGUGGUUAUACCUCGAAUGAAUAUACUGUGAAGGAACGAUGUAGUUGUAUAUUUCAUUGGUGUUGUCACGUUAAAUGUGAGAUUUGCACAAGAAAGAAAAUACGAAAUAUGUGUAACUGAUUUUUUGUUGUUGGAAAGAUUAAUUUAUACGAUUUAUUUAAUGCAUUUACUGAACGUUUUGGUGCUGUACAUUUUGUAAAUAAUUAAUUAUAAGCAUCGUUUGAUUAUAAUAUGAAACGUAAUUCGUUAUGUGAAACAAUGUGGCCAUAUAUCAAUGUAUAUACAUGUUAGAAAUGGUCACGCUAAGUAUAAUUUGUGCUUUUUGGAAAACAAGUUUUUGGGGAUAUGUUAAAGUUAUCCUUACUGCACUGAGAAUGACGGUAGCAUAAGAGGAAAUGAUUAUGUUGGACAUCAGUUUAUCUAAUAGUCUGAUGAGUUCGAACGUGAAAUACCAUUUGAAUUAACCCAACUAAUCUUCGCGAGUGAUUGAUUUUGGUCUUUUGUAUGUUGGAUAGUUUACUUUGCUAUUAGGAAGCUAAUGCGAAUAUAUUUCUUACGCGAAUAUGCCAAGAUAACAUUUUCAUUUCUAUAAAUUAUGUAAAGAAAGUAAGAAAUUAACCAAAAGUAAAUUGCAGCGAAUUGGACUAGAAAGGGUUAAACGCAAAAGAAUGCAUCCCUGAAAAUUAAAGUACGGAUUCGGUAAGACUUUUAAAAAUCACGUGAUCACCUGUACGGAUUCCGUAAGAAUUAUCGUGAUCACGUGGUCAUGAUUUCCUUAAGUUCAACGAUCCAAAAAAGAAAAACAAUGUAUGUCCUAGAUAGAAAAUCAUUCAUAAGUGAAAGGUACACACAAAAAAUCUUAAAAUGUUAUUGUACUUUCAUUUCCUGUUAUUAUUUGAAAACUGGUUAAUGAGAAUGACAACUGUUUUGAGAAGUUUUUUUUUAAAUUGAAAGUUCACUAAGAAUUGCAAGCCAGUUAAAAAAACUAUUAGGCAGAAUGAUAAAUUUGCCAUAGUUGCCUUCUUUUAUGUAAAAAAAAAUUUUUUUUGUGUUUUUUUUUUCCAAUUUCUUACAAAUUUGUAAAUCAAUUCGUUACGUUUAUACUGUUUUGUCGCUCAUACAUUACAUAUUAUUUUAUUAUUUGUAUUUGCAUUCUGAAAUGUAUAUAUAACAUUUUAUCAUUAUAUACCAGUUACCCUUUUAUUUCAUAGAAGUUUGAAUACAAAAUAUUAUGUCUAUGGGCUUUAUCACAAUUAACCUUUUUGUGAUCUGUAGCUGCACGUAUAUAUUAUUUUUUUCAUUUUACCCUUUUGUGAAGCAGCUCCUCCUUGAUUAAUCGAUUAUUCAAGAAAUGCCUCUAUUUUUUUUGUAGGUUCGAGAACUUGUAAAACAUAUAUAUUAGUAAAAUGUUCCACACUACACCAAAUGUUAUGCAAGACUUUUUCUGUUUUUAUUUGUAUUGUCAAGUCAAAUAUUACAAACAUAUCAGGAAGCCAGGAAGAUAAAAAAAACCCAAUCAAAUCAAACUUUUUAACCACAAUGCCAUACAUGUCAUACAUACGUCAUUUCAAAAUCAUUCUUAGUUAAUAAUUUGUUCUAGCAAUCUACAUAUGAUCAGUUUAAAAUGUUAUUUAAAGACAUUGAUAUGAAAUAAAUUAAAAAAAUAAACCCAUACAGACCCUAAGUUCCCGGUUUCUGAAAGAUUGAAUAGAAAAAAGCAAGGGAGGGGGUAGGGGGCGCUAAAUCGUAUAACAGAAUGUUCGGUCAUCUCAAAUUGAAAUAGAUACAUAGACUUUACAAACUACACAUAUCGAAAAACUUUUCUGAAAUGGACUGUCCAAAAAUAACAAAACUAGCUUUUGAACUACAAAGCAGUCAAAGAUCACUUGUUUUAUACUAUUAAAACAGUUUUAUGAACAGAAUAUCCCUUUUACCUAAAUUUAAUAUCCAACUGUCUUAUAAUGGAAUUUUAAAACAAGUGCUAUUAAAUAUUUUUGUUCCCUGAGGACUUUAAUGUCUCCUUUUCCGAGGUUGAUGGUCCUCUUUCGUAAAUUCGUGUUUCCAAAUCACGCCAUAAUAAAUGUAUUGUCAAAAUUUAAUGAGUUUAUCAUAAUUACCAAAUAAAGGUGGCUGGACAAGGGAAUUAACCAGUAUUCCGUAAAAACUAUGUAUAUGGUCAAAGGAAGACAACUCUAUCGUCCUUUACACGUGCAUUAAAUGUAUAACGGAUAAGUCUUAUACGUCAAGCUUAUAUAUAUAGAAUGACUAUUCAUUUUCUCAAAAUUUUCAAUUCAUUUGUGCAAGGCUUCUAUCCUGUUUCAAGCCAAGUUCAAUAAACAUUAUAUUUGAGACAAUCCAAGGUUGUUUCUCUUUAAAAUGUUCUCAAGACAUUAUACUUGGUGGAAAUCAAUAAUUGGAAUUAAAGUGACCAACGGAAAGAAAUCCGCAAACCUGCAUUUUUCACGAAGUUAAAGAUAAAAAUCGUCGAAAAGCCAUUAUCAACGUCACGAAUAAGGCAGUUGCAGUAUUACAGUUAAUUAUCUUAUUCGGGCACCUCAAAUGAAGAUAACGCUAUAUACGUGGGUAGGGCAUUAUUUCAUUUUUGUUCUACAGCCUAAAUUGAUUACUUUUGAUUUUCUGCUGAGAUAAGCCAUGAAGUAAUCAACAUAAUGAAAUAAGAUACUCAGCCAUUGCAUAUCUAUAUGUGAAAAUAUGAUGCAUUUCUAUUUGAUUUAUCAAUAUAAGUUAUCUUUAAAGUUAUUAUUUCAUAAGUUUCUAAUAUAUAUAUGUUAAGGGUGCACGUGAUUUAUCUUGGAUUUCAUAAAUUCAUCAUUUAUUUAAGUUAUUUAUUUUUUUCCUCCACAUUUUGUAUAAGAUGUGUUACUUGUUCCUCUAUUUGUUUAGCAUAAACUUAUUGUAAAUGUGUCAUAUAGUUUCUUACAUUUGUAUUGUGCUAUAAAGGUAUAAAACUCGAAGAAAAAAUACACAGCGGCCAAUAAAAAUGUCAAGUUGAUAAGAGCAGCCAUAAUGAUAGCCAAUAGAAAACAUCCAAACACUACAUAAAAGAAAAAAAUUGGAACCACUUAAAACCUUGGGUUUCAGUUUCUUCCGGAAAGUUAAGCAGUUCUUAAAUUUUCAAAAACGUUGCAUUAAAUUCAAAUUUUACAUCAAAUAAGUUUAUUAUGCGUCUGAAAAUGAUAAGCGUUUUACUUUUAAUGACGGGUUUUGUCUGUUUAAAAAAAACAAGAAUAGUCAGAGAUACAUUGAAAAUUAGUUUGUAAAAUAAUUACGUGCCUGUAUUUUAUGUUCAGUUCUAUGGAAUGUUGAAUCAUACUUUAUCAUUCCACACACAAAACAAAAUGUAUCCAAUCAAUAUAUAUAUUUGUAUGAUACUGAAACAAAAUUAAAACAACAAUACCUGUUUUUUCCUCAUAAUCAAAGGUUAGAGUUAUUCAUAGAAUAACACAUUUAGUGGGGGGAUGCAUAUUAAAGCUUUUCGAAGAAAUUAAAACGAUUUACAAGCAAUUAGUGAUUGAUUUGCUGCUGUUAAAUUCUUUUUUUCUGCAUGAUCUUGCCAUCUGUUGUUUUCUAUUUUUAGAAUAAAAUUACAUUUCUACAUUCA